UUUAUUUGCUUCCAAGAUAUUUGCCAAGAAGGAUUGCAAUUCUGUAACGCAGCUAUUCCAGUGAGAAGAUGUGAAUAUUGUAAUGCAUACUUUCAUGCGUGUUUUACAUAUCACCAGCAAGUCAACUGUACUCAAUACUGCAUGGACCAAUGGAGACAGAAUACCAUAUCUCAAAUUGAAGACAAAGAGCAUAAAAGUGAUUUGUAUCAAGUUAUGUUCUUUAUACUACUUGGUUUAAAGUUUUCGAGUGUGUUUAUAACAUUUCUUUUAUGUGUACCUCGCAUCCGCGUGGCUAUAUUCUCAAAACUGAACGGGAUUUCUACUCGACACAAUAACGAUACCGAUCAGCAUGACAGACGACCGUUAGUUACCUUGCCCCCUGUACAAAACAAUCGUCCUCAAAGUUGUGGUAUAGAAGCGCCGGUGGUCCAAAACAGUGUUGUAGAUGUUACACGUCAAGAUGGAGAGGGUAGAUCUCAUACUGAAAGUGAAGAAAUCAGACACCAAAGUGGCAACACAACACAUCCGCCUGAAAUAAUGCCGAGCACAGCUGAGGGUAGAUCUCAUAUUGAACGUCCAGGAAGUGAAGAAAUUCGGCAUGAAAAUGGCAACACAACAUGUCAGUCUGAAAUAAGUCCAAACACGUCUAGAAAACAAGUUAUUGCUCAAAGACAUAAUAGUCAAACAUACCAGAAGAUGGAUGUAGACCAAACCACUCCAUUUCUUAGUUCGUCGAAAAACGAUACACGCUUAAACCCAUUAAAGGGUGACAGUGUCAACGGUGGAGUACCACACAAUGAACUUUCUAGCGCUGGGAGCAGCGGCUACCAAGCUCUGCGGCAUUGUCCAAGUACGAAUGACGAUACAGGGUAUCGUUCGGCAUCUCGGGGCAUUGAUUAACAUAAUCAUGUUUUUAUUGCACAGCUUAUAUGAAAUCUAUUACAUUUCAUGGAAUCCACUUUGCUCUGGCUGAACAUGAAAAUGAUGUAAAUUUUUCAUGUCUGAAAUAGACAUAAUUAUGUUAUGUUUGCUAUAUUAGCUUAAAAGUUAAAAGAGGCAUUAUCGUUGAUUUAUUCUGUUGUUGUUUGUUGUUGUAACUACUGUUGUUUCAAGAUUAUCACACAAUUAGACUAAAGUAAGUAUUUAAAAACAAACCAUAAUGUAUGACUGUGCAAAUACAUAAUGUUAUUGCUUGUAUAUGAUUUCUGAUGACUUAUAGGCCCAUGUGGCCGCGUGCUAUUUUUUUACGUGUAGAUAUGUAUUGUAAUAGAUAUACACAUGUCAUAUACACAUGUCACAAUAAUAAAAUAUUUACUUACUUA
Ruditapes philippinarum (Manila clam) is the source of this 1322-nucleotide messenger RNA. RefSeq lists its product as uncharacterized. The transcript is spliced from 3 exons. The coding region runs from base 142 to 900 and encodes 252 amino acids. The record is from RefSeq and is a predicted model, not a curated record. NCBI's taxonomy places the organism in Eukaryota, Metazoa, Mollusca, Bivalvia, Venerida, Veneridae.